CCGCGCCCCCCGGCCAGGCUGUGCUUCUGCCCCUACAAGGUUUGGGCCGAAGUGGGGGAGGGUCCUGGUACCCGGCUCCGCCCGGUCCCUCCCAAGCCUUUUAGGCACCCGCGGCUGGGAUAUCCCAAUCCCGCUCGGUCCUCCUCAUCCGCCACCCGUGCGCCUAGUCCUCGCAGCCAGCCUAGUCCUCACUGCCUGCCAGCCGGCCCACCCCCCACCGCAGCCAUGGACGCCAUCAAGAAGAAGAUGCAGAUGCUAAAGUUGGACAAGGAGAAUGCCAUCGACCGCGCUGAGCAGGCCGAAGCAGACAAAAAGCAAGCUGAGGACCGCUGCAAGCAGCUGGAGGAAGAGCAGCAGGCCCUCCAGAAGAAGCUGAAGGGGACAGAGGAUGAGGUGGAAAAGUAUUCUGAAUCCGUGAAGGAUGCCCAGGAGAAACUGGAGCAAGCCGAGAAGAAGGCGACGGAUGCUGAAGCAGAAGUGGCCUCCUUGAACCGCCGCAUUCAGCUGGUAGAGGAGGAGCUGGACCGGGCGCAGGAGCGCCUGGCCACAGCCCUGCAAAAGCUGGAGGAGGCUGAGAAGGCAGCUGAUGAGAGUGAGAGAGGAAUGAAGGUCAUUGAAAACCGGGCCAUGAAGGAUGAGGAAAAGAUGGAGCUACAGGAGAUGCAGCUGAAGGAAGCCAAGCACAUCGCCGAGGAUUCAGACCGCAAAUACGAAGAGGUGGCCAGGAAGCUGGUGAUCCUGGAAGGAGAGCUGGAGCGCUCAGAAGAGAGAGCUGAGGUGGCUGAGAGUAAAUGUGGGGACCUAGAGGAGGAGCUGAAAAUUGUUACCAACAACUUGAAAUCCCUGGAGGCCCAAGCGGACAAGUAUUCCACCAAAGAAGAUAAAUAUGAAGAGGAAAUCAAACUGCUGGAGGAGAAGCUGAAGGAGGCUGAAACCCGAGCAGAAUUUGCUGAAAGGUCUGUGGCAAAGCUGGAGAAAACCAUUGAUGACCUAGAAGAUGAAGUCUAUGCCCAGAAGAUGAAGUACAAGGCCAUCAGCGAGGAGCUGGACAACGCACUCAAUGACAUCACCUCCCUCUGAGCUACACUCCAGUGUAGCCACCCCAGCCCUUUUUCUCCUCUCCUUUCCAUUCUCUCUGUGGGAAAGGGGAAGCAGGAGGAACAAAAAUUACCAACAUCGCACAGCCAGGCUGGGACCAGCCUAGGGAGAGCUCCCAUCAUACCCACUUCCCACUCUGGCACUGGCUUCAUCCUUCUACCUACCACAUCCUCCACCCCUCUUUGCUGCCUAAUAAAUUCUGAACUUGG
Molecule: messenger RNA, 1307 nt
Organism: Nycticebus coucang (slow loris)
Lineage: Eukaryota; Metazoa; Chordata; Mammalia; Primates; Lorisidae
Gene: TPM2
Product: tropomyosin 2
Exons: 9
Coding region: 226-1080 (284 amino acids)
Biological process (GO): muscle contraction; actin filament organization
Cellular component (GO): actin filament
Molecular function (GO): actin filament binding
Source: RefSeq, a predicted model, not a curated record